This is a messenger RNA of Botrytis sinoallii, 2061 nucleotides long. RefSeq lists its product as uncharacterized. Gene Ontology annotation, biological process: protein phosphorylation. The record is from RefSeq and is a predicted model, not a curated record. Gene Ontology annotation, molecular function: ATP binding; protein kinase activity. The transcript has 2 exons. The coding region runs from base 1 to 2061 and encodes 686 amino acids. Lineage: Eukaryota; Fungi; Ascomycota; Leotiomycetes; Helotiales; Sclerotiniaceae.
AUGGAGUAUAGAAGAAGUUCCAUGGUUAUGAAUCGAAAGCAACAAGCUAGUACAAACCCUCAGAUAUAUGCUAGCUUUGCCGGUGCUGGUGUCCCCCGGACUUCGAAUGGAAUCUUAGACGAUAUGCCUACAAUGUGGUGGGAUGAGGAAAGAAUCCAAACCACUGUUACACGGCAAUUUGUGUCAUCAAAAUUACGUCCAGACGAGCAAGAGCGUCUAGACGAGCCAUUAGGCUUUGGCGACGGCUUGACCGAUGACACGUAUAUGGAAUGGAUUGAAGAGAAAGCCAAAAAGAUAUUUUUGAUCUUAGUGGAAUUGGGCGUGCCAGAUCAAAUAUUUGGAGUCAUCGACGAUUCUUGGGGCGAUGAUGAUUUGCCAAUACCCAUGGACCAAGUUGGGAGGCUACAAUUGACCUACGAUAGGAACGAAAAAUUGGAGAAGAAGUUUUUCCAGCGCCAAUUCAACUACCUGCUUAGAUAUAUUGCUAAAGGCGAACAUAUUUACUACGAUGAUGUAGAAGUGGUACCGCUGGAGCCAGUAGAGAAGAGACCCGCUAGAUCAGUAACUAGUCUUCUGCCGAACAGUGUUGACCAAGUCCAUUUACCUGGUAGGCCAGACACUGUCUUUCUACGCCGACGAGUACUCUUAGGCACUUCGCCAGACCGAAUGCUACAUGAGGAAUUUCUCUCGGGCAUUCAGGCAAUGAAAGGUGUUGAACAUACACAUUUUACUUCCUUGUGGGCUUCUUAUAUACACCAGGAUAAAGGCUACCUACUCUUGACUCCGGCCAACGUCAACUCGCUGAAAUCUUUUCUCACAAUAAUACCUCAAUCUUUCAAGAUUUUAGCAAAGCAGGAUCGCCGUAUCCUCAUUCUAAACUGGCUUCACUGUCUAGCCGGUGCUCUGUCUUUUCUCCAUAAAACUGGACUUUCGCAUCGUAACAUAAAGCCCUCAAAUGUGAUGCUCGACCUUGACAAUCAUAUAUUUCUAGGUGAUUCUGGUGUUUUCCCUACACAGCUCUCAACUGGGGAGAAAGGAGGAUUUGAUAAAGAGACCUACGAUUACUCUGCCCCAGAACAGCACCAUUAUACAGCAACUUCUACAUCCAGCCUCCCCAAUACCCGGAUAGUGUCGUCGCGACCACCGGCUUCUAGUCGUUCAGCUCGUGUUCCGAGUGAGUCUAUGUCUCAAACCGCUUCAACGUCCUUGGGAAAUGAUUCUUCGUCAAUCCAUACCACUUCAACCAGCUCACAAUCAGAAGGCUCAGGUCCGACGCAAACCAGGAUACAGAGCAGAGUUGGCAGACAUGACCCCCAAAAAGCAGAUAUUUUUGCUUUAGGGGCCAUUUUCAUUGAAAUUAUAACAUUUCUUAUGAAGCGAGCCACAAGGAAUUUUGCCUCUCAUCGAUCAUCUAAGAACAAAACUCCGGGUCGCGGUGGAGGAAUGCCAGAUUCCAGCUUCCAUAAAAACUUGACACAAGUCGACAGCUGGAUGAAUACGCUUCUCAAAGACGCCACGAAAAAAGAGGACAAAAUCUUUAGAGGUGUUUCUCAAUUGAUUGCGAUCUCUCAAAGAAUGCUCUCGCCCGAGCCAGAUGAAAGACCAUCAGCAACGGAAGUCCAAGAGAGGAUAUACGCCAUUUUGACUGAGAACUGUGGCCUGAGAGAUAAUUCUGGAGAAAGCAAUACAGAAAAAGGAGAAAUACACUGCGAAACUCGAAUUACAGAAGACCAGUGGAACUUUGGUUUCGAUCAAUUGCGCCUAGCAAGCCAGAGAGCCGCGGCAGAAGCGUGCGCUUCGGUGGCGGGUGAUACAAUGGCAAAUCUACCGGUUGGAAAUGGAGGCGUAAUAUAUGGCGUAGAAAGAGUAGCAACGGUAGUGAAUAAUGGAAUUCCCUUGUCGUCAAUGGGAGGACGAGAAGGAGAUCGCGUUAGUAUCAAUACGAAAACUAGUAGUGGAAAAAGUAGCGAGGGAAAAGGUAAAGGUGCUGGAGAGGGAAAAGCAAGACCUAAAGCUAAGGCUUGGCAAGCUCCCGUUUAUGCCGAGCUUAGUUUCGGCUAA